ACAAAUUAUCAAACACUCCUAACCAAAAUAAUUUCCCUCUAAUCACUCCUUCACUUGUUCACUCAAACAAAACCUUCCUUCAUAUAUAAUGGCACCAGACAUCACCACCGCAGUCCUCAACACCACCGUGGAGAAACCCAAAGUUAACGGUGGUAAAGGCCGUGCUUUUGUGACUUUCCUAGCUGGAAACGCUGAUUACAUAAAAGGUGUUGUUGGUUUAGCCAAAGGGUUAAGAAAAACCAAAACUAUGUACCCUUUGGUUGUUGCAAUUUUACCUGAUGUUCCUCAAGAACAUCGUAAGAUCCUAGUUUCACAAGGUUGCAUUGUUAAGGAAAUUGCCCCUGUUUAUCCUCCACCUAACCAAACUCAAUUUGCUAUGGCUUAUUAUGUCAUCAAUUACUCCAAACUACGUAUUUUUGAGUUUGAGGAGUAUAGCAAGAUGAUUUACCUAGAUGGUGAUAUUCAAGUUUUUGAAAACAUUGACCAUCUAUUUGAUCUACCUGAUGACUACUUCUAUGCUGUGAUGGACUGUUUCUGUGAGAAAACUUGGAGUCACACCCCUCAGUAUAAGAUUGGAUACUGCCAACAAUGUCCUGAUAAGGUUCAAUGGCCUUCUGAUUUUGGGCCCAAACCUCCUCUCUAUUUCAAUGCUGGAAUGUUCGUUUUUCAGCCUAAUGUUGCCACAUAUCAUGAUCUCCUUGAAAAAGUCAAAAUUGUCAAACCAACUCCCUUUGCUGAACAGGACUUUUUGAACAUGUAUUUCAAGGAUAAAUACAAGCCUAUACCUAAUGUAUACAAUCUUGUCUUGGCUAUGCUGUGGCGUCACCCUGAGAAUGUUGAGCUAGAGAAAGUUCAAGUUGUUCACUAUUGUGCUGCGGGGUCUAAACCAUGGAGGUACACAGGGGAGGAAGAGAACAUGGACAGAGAAGACAUAAAAAUGUUGGUGAAGAAAUGGAAAGAGAUAUAUGAAGAUGAGACAUUAGAUUACAACAACAAUGUUAGAGUUGAACGUUUCACAGCUGCACUAUUAGAGGCUGGUGGGAUUAAGUCAGUGAUCUCCCCAAAUGCUGCUUAAUAUGCUUCACUAAUUAUUAAUUAAAUUAAUUAAUAAUAAAGUCUAUGAAGAUGAUCAACAAAGUAUUUGUAUCGUCUUAAUUUUACAUGUUUGUUUUGUUUUUCUGGAAAUUUUUAUAGUUUUUGAGAGGACUUUGUUUGUUUUUUAGGAGUCCCUUUUUUCUUUUUCUUUUUUUCUUGAUGAAAUCAGCCGUUACCUAAACGGUGCUGUGCUGUAGAUAUAUCUUUAAUUAAUAAUAAUAUUAUUGUUAUUAUUGUAA
Messenger RNA from Trifolium pratense (red clover), 1334 nucleotides. RefSeq names its product galactinol synthase 2-like. NCBI's taxonomy places the organism in Eukaryota, Viridiplantae, Streptophyta, Magnoliopsida, Fabales, Fabaceae. The record is from RefSeq and is a predicted model, not a curated record. The transcript has 4 exons. The coding region runs from base 89 to 1075 and encodes 328 amino acids. Gene Ontology annotation, molecular function: glycosyltransferase activity.